Messenger RNA from Neopsephotus bourkii (Bourke's parrot), 2033 nucleotides. It is a transcript of the gene LBR, whose product is annotated as lamin B receptor. The transcript has 14 exons. The record is from RefSeq and is a predicted model, not a curated record. Gene Ontology annotation, molecular function: oxidoreductase activity, acting on the CH-CH group of donors, NAD or NADP as acceptor. Gene Ontology annotation, cellular component: nuclear inner membrane. Bases 125 to 1957 code for a protein of 610 amino acids. Gene Ontology annotation, biological process: sterol biosynthetic process. NCBI's taxonomy places the organism in Eukaryota, Metazoa, Chordata, Aves, Psittaciformes, Psittacidae.
CCGUAACCGUUGCUCAGGGCGGUUGGUCCCCUCGGUGGAGAGUGAGCGCCCGGCUGCCGCUGCUCCGUAGAAGCGGUUCCUGCCCUGCCCGGUGCGGGCGGGCGCCAGGGGUUCCUUUUGGAAAAUGCCAAACCGGAAGUUUGCGGAUGGUGAGGUGGUGAUGGGCCGUUGGCCAGGAAGUGUCCUGUACUAUGAAGUACAAGUGACUAGUUAUGAUGAUGUUUCUCAUCUUUAUACUGUGAAGUACAAAGAUGGGACUGAACUUGCAUUGAAGGAAAAUGAUAUAAGAUCCCAGUCAGCAUUCAGGCACAGGAAGAGCCAGUCCUCUUCAAGUUCUCCCUCCAGAAGAAGUUCUAGCAGAUCUAGAUCUAGAUCUCCUGGUCGGCCAGUAAAAGGCAGACGUCGUUCUUCUUCCCAAAGCAGAGAACAUAAAGAUGACAAAAAGAAAACCGUUUCGGAAACCAGCUUGGCUCCACUGGCAUUGAAACCAAGUGAGAACAACACCAGAAGGUACAAUGGUGAACCCGAGAGUACAGAAAGAAAUGACACAUCCUUCGUAACCUCAGAGCAAAAGUUGAAACCAGACCGGGAAAUAGCGCGUGUGCUUGAACAGUACAGCUUGCGUUCCAGAAAAGAAGAAAAGAAAAAAGAAGAGAUCUAUUCAGAGAAAAAGACUUUUGAGACAAAAAAAGUAAUUGAGAAAGCACCAUCAAAAACAAAGGAGCUAGAGUUUGGAGGAAGAAUUGGGACCUUCAUGCUGAUAUUUUUCCUGCCUGCUACUGUACUCUACUUGCUCUUGAUGUGCAAACAAGAUGACCCCAGUCUUAUGAACUUCCCCCCUCCUCUCCCAGCACUUGAAAGUCUUUGGGAGGCAAGGGCGUUUGGUGUUUUUCUUCUGUGGUUUUUCCUUCAAGCUCUGUUCUACUUACUGCCAAUUGGAAAGGUGGUAGAAGGCCUGCCUCUUUCAAAUGGAAGGAAACUGCAAUACCGGAUAAAUGGGUUUUAUGCUUUUGUUUUGACUGCUGCAGCUAUUGCAACUUUAUUAUACUUCCAAUUUGAACUUCAUUACCUGUAUGAUCACUUCCUGCAGUUUGCAGUGUCAGCUGCAGCUUUUUCGAUGGUGUUGAGCAUUUAUCUGUACAUUCGGUCCCUGAAAGCACCCGAGGAAGAACUGGCCCCAGGUGGAAAUUCUGGGUAUUUUGUUUAUGACUUUUUUACUGGACAUGAAUUAAACCCUCGUAUUGGCAGUUUUGAUCUCAAAUACUUCUGUGAGCUGCGUCCAGGAUUAAUUGGCUGGGUUGUUAUAAACUUGGCAAUGCUCCUGGCGGAGAUGAAGAUACACAAUCAGAGCAUGCCGUCUCUGUCAAUGAUACUUGUGAACAGCUUUCAGCUUCUGUAUGUGGUGGAUGCUCUUUGGAAUGAGGAAGCCGUUUUGACUACAAUGGAUAUUACCCAUGAUGGAUUUGGAUUCAUGCUUGCAUUCGGAGAUCUGGUGUGGGUUCCAUUUGUCUACAGUCUGCAGGCCUUCUAUUUAGUUGGUCAUCCUACUGCAAUUUCUUGGCCUGUUGCUGCUGCAAUCACAAUUCUGAACGGUAUUGGCUAUUACAUAUUCCGUAGUGCAAAUUCCCAGAAAAACAGUUUCCGAAGGAAUCCAGCAGAUCCCAAAUUGGCCUAUCUGAAAUCUAUACCCACUGCAACUGGGAAAGGGCUUCUUGUCACAGGCUGGUGGGGUUUUGUUCGCCACCCGAACUAUCUUGGUGAUAUCAUCAUGGCUCUGGCGUGGUCCCUCCCCUGUGGUUUUAAUCACAUUUUACCAUAUUUCUACGUUAUCUAUUUCAUCUGCUUGCUUGUUCAUCGAGAAGCUCGGGAUGAACAUCACUGUAAGCAGAAAUACGGCUUGGCAUGGGAAAGGUAUUGCCAGCGUGUACCAUACCGCAUAUUUCCUUACAUCUACUAGAGCACUCCAGACGCCUGAUCUGCAGAUUCCUUCUAAAGUUAGUUUCUUUAUAAAUAAAAGUAUACCUCUUACCUUU